Folsomia candida is the source of this 2351-nucleotide messenger RNA. RefSeq names its product WD repeat-containing protein 48. The transcript is spliced from 11 exons. The record is from RefSeq and is a predicted model, not a curated record. NCBI's taxonomy places the organism in Eukaryota, Metazoa, Arthropoda, Collembola, Entomobryomorpha, Isotomidae. Bases 229 to 2163 code for a protein of 644 amino acids. Gene Ontology annotation, biological process: protein deubiquitination; double-strand break repair via homologous recombination. Gene Ontology annotation, molecular function: ubiquitin binding.
AACCAUUAUGUCAAAUUAUUCGCUUGUACUUUAUAGAAAGACGAAAGUGCACAAUUAAUUCGUGGCUUUAUUUAGAACAAUUUAGAUUACAAAGAUUUUGUUUGUUUAGUUGGAAUCUUGCAAUAAUUACUUAACGCGCACAACGAAUUAACUCAUGGCUCACCCAAACUUAUUACGAAAAUAGUGCUAAGCAUUGUUUAAUUAGGUGAAUACAUUUAGGUGUUAAACAUGACCGAAGAACGCGUGAAACGCAAAGCUCAGAUAAGUUUUACAAUUCGCUCGGAAAAGGAGACGAGGCAUCAUUCCGGUGUCGCGAGUAUUUUGUAUGACGCGACACUAGAUAGGAUACACAGCGCCGGGAGGGAUGGCGUUAUCCGGACUUGGUCAGUUGGAAAGGGACAGAUUCGUUAUAUCCACAGUAUGGAGCAUCAUACCGACUGGGUGAAUAAUAUUGUUCUCACGUGUGGAGGAAAGCAUAUCAUGUCCGGAAGUAACGAUUGCACUGUUAAAUUAUGGAAUGGCCACAAAGGAUUUUGCAUGUCGACGCUGCGAACGCACAAAGAUUACGUAAGAGCGCUGGCACAUUCUCGCGAAAAGGAAACAGUGGCGUCCGCCGGUUUCGACAGAGCGAUCUAUCUUUGGGACGUGAACACUUUGACGGCUUUGACCGCCACAAAGAAUACAGUAACAACUGCGGCCUUGACCGGAUCAAAGAGCAGUAUUUAUAGUCUUGCCAUGAGUCCGGAUGGUAACACGUUGGUGUCUGGCUCAACGGAGAAGGUACUUAGAGUUUGGGAUACCAGAAGAUAUACAAAAACUAUGAAAUUGAAGGGACACAUGGAUAACGUAAAAGCCCUUGUACUGAAUUGGGACGGAUCUCAAUGUCUGUCCGGCAGCUCGGAUGGAACAAUUAAACUCUGGGCGCUAGGACAGCAGCAGUGCAUCAUGACUAUAAGAUGUCACACACAAGGUGUCUGGGCCUUAGCAGCCCCUGAAUCGUUCCAUUUCGUUGUAUCUGGUGGAAAAGAUUGUCGUCUACAAUUCACAGACUUGCGAAAUAGCAAUUGUCUCUCCAUUCUACUAGCGUUAGAACCCCAUCCUAUCCUCAGUGUGUGUCUAUCCCCAGACUUAACUAUGGUUUGGGUGGGGACAGCGGAUUCAACUAUUCGUGCCUGGCCUGUGCCACAGGUUUCGCCUCACGGGGACGAUUAUAUUUCAGAUCAGGCGUAUGCUGGACAACCGCUCAUGGAAAUCGAAGGGGCCCCAGCUAUUAGACAAUAUGCUGUGCUAAGUGAUAAGCGACACAUUCUGACCAAAGAUACAAAGGGUUACGUCCAAAUUUACGAUGCGCUCAAGGCUGUCAAAGUUGAAGAUUUAGGCCCAGUUAAUUUUGAUGACGUUGUCAAAGAACGUUCGAAACAGGUCUAUGUUCCCAGCUGGUUUAGUGUUGGUCUUCAUACUGCGAUGGUCACCAUUCAUUUGGCUCAGGAUGAAAAUGACUGUCACGAUUGUUUAGGAGCUUGGGUAUCAGCGAAGGAAGUCGGUUUAUUAAGUGCUACUGCAGAAGUUGAUCAAAAAGUUAACUAUGGGCGACUUCUUCUUCAAGCAUUAUUUGAAGAGUGGAAAAGAUACUCUGUCCCAGAGCAGCAGCAACAAUCUCCGGUUGAAACUCCGGUGAAUGGAUUCUUUUCUGUUCCUGGACACACACCUUGUGUCAUCGGAGAGCAAGGUGGCAAGACGAUGUACCGCUUUCUCGUUCGUGACGCUGGUGGUGAUGCAGAACGGUCCUGUCUCGUCGAGGCAAUCCCACAAUGGGUAGCAGAACAACUCAUGGAUGAUGGACAACCUCCAAAAUUCAUUAAAAUUUUAUUUUUUCUCACUCCCCAAAUGUUGAAUGGGAAAAGUUUGAAAAAGGAACGACUAUUUGCGAAUGACUUUAUUUCCAUGCGUAAAGUAAUGGAGCAUGUUCUUGAGAAGAUGGAGGAAGAUGCCCCUACCCUUGACACGACGUCUUCGACCAGCGUGAAUCCAGAAGAACGUGUUAAGCUGUUCUGUUUGGAUGUAGCUCUUUCACCUGAUGCGGAUUUGCGAACGGUUAAAAAUCAAGUUUGGAAAGGCCCUGGUGAUUUAAUUAUAACUUAUUCCUUACUUAAACCGGUGUAGAUUUAUUAUUCAGAAAAUCCUGGACCGGUUAAAAACAAAUGUGCAAUAAAACAAAAUACUUUUGCGUAGUGACUUCUUUGGAUAAACUUUGAUAAUUUUUAAAAUUUAUUUUGUUCCUUACUUCCAGUCCAACAGUAUGUCAUUCAUAUAUAUGUAUAAAAAUAAAACAAUAAUUAAAAAACUAAAAA